Emericellopsis cladophorae is the source of this 702-nucleotide messenger RNA. RefSeq lists its product as uncharacterized. Bases 1 to 702 code for a protein of 233 amino acids. The transcript has 4 exons. NCBI's taxonomy places the organism in Eukaryota, Fungi, Ascomycota, Sordariomycetes, Hypocreales, Bionectriaceae. The record is from RefSeq and is a predicted model, not a curated record.
AUGGAAUCGUUCAAGAUCCCCACGAAACUGCUGAUUCUCUCGGAUGCACACGCAGACCCCGAGAUCAUCCCAUCGGGCACGCUGUCACUGCUUGCCCAAAUAGAUGCUCCUCUGAAACUCAUCAUACCCGGCAAUCACGACUUCACGCUCGACGAUGGCGCCUUCGCAAUGAUAAGAACAGAAUCUCUGCGGCUCAACGACGGACGCUUGGAUGAGAAAUCCCUAGACGACGCCUACGGGCGAGUAGUUCAGGCUCAAGGGAUCCUGAUGGGCGACGGCAUCAGGCUACUACUCGAAGAGGGCACCUACACGUUCACCCCGGGGAAUGGAGCAAGACUCACUGUCUUUGCUAGUCCCUUCACCCCGUCAAAAAACAACAUUUGGAAGGAUCGCGCAGAGUCCACUAGGACGGAGGACUUGAACCAUUACACAUGCAUCGACAACGACAAGUCGCAGGUCAUCGAGUCGAUUGCGACCCUGAGACCAACCAAGUUCGACGACGACGGCGCCAUCCGAGCCAAGGGCGAAAGAGAGCAGGCUUACCAUUUCAAGAGGGCCGUGAGGGCAACAGGGGUCCAUGAGUCAGAAUUCGGAUCUUCAAGCAGCACACUACUAGCCGAUGUACCAAAAUACGAUAUCAUCACCAGCUGCAAAGACACCAAGGGCUGGUGUGGCACCAAGAUCGACGGCAAGGGAUAUUGA